GCGCCGCCGCCGCUGCCACCUACACCAGUCCCCAGUGGCGCCGCCGCCACCUACACCAGUCCCCAGUGGCGCCCCGCUGCUGCCACCUACACCAGUCCCCAGUGGCGCCGCCGCCGCCACCAUGGUGCGGGACGGGUGAAGACGUUGCCAGGUGCGGGCGCCAGCUGACGACCGUCGGCGCCAAACCCACAGAACAACAAAUUAUAUGACUCGGGUCGGCAUAACGAAGACAUGAAUGAGCCAGAGACCGGCGCCCGAAAGGACAUAUGAAGGGCGUGUUUAAGGCGUGGCCGGAUGGGGGGCGGAGCGGCCAUGCAGAAGCAGGCCGGCUGUCCUUUCUUAAGACACCAUCACCACCAUCUUGGCCCAGGCUACACGUGCUCAGGUGUGGGCAGGUGUGGAGGCAACCCGACGGCCAAGAGGGAGGCGGAGGGGACCAGCCCCAAGAUCACCUACAGCAAGGAGACCAUCGCUAAGGAGGGAGAUGAAGUCAAGAUCGACUGCGCUGUGGAGGGAGUCGACCUCACCGGCAUCGCUGGCUUCAGUGUCUCUUGGAGCAAGAUAAACGAAGAGAAACCUACGAACUCGUACCCCAUUGCCACCAAUGACAAGGUCCUGCUCUUCUCCAACAAGUUUAGAGUCGACCACCCGGCCGACUCGCACCAGUACUCUCUCAUUAUCAAGUCGAUGACGGAGGAGGACACCGGCCUCUAUCGCUGUACCGUCAACUUCGGCGAGGACCAGAAGAUUAACGCCGACGUCCCCGUCACCCUCCAGAAGGCCCCCUACUUCACGGACGACUUCACCAAGACUCUAACCGUGACGGAGGGAGACGCCAUCAGCAUCGACUGUCAGCCCGGCGGGUCGCCCAAGCCCGACGUGUACUGGGAGAGACUCAACCAGGAGCUGCCCUACUACGGCGGCAAGUUCUUCAAGUCCAACCAGCUGGACAUCCCGCUGAUCGAGCGGAGUCACAAGGGCCACUACGUCUGCUACGCCGACAACGGCAUCGGGGACCCCGCCAACUCCCACGUCAUCCUCGAAGUGCAGUUUGUCCCCGAAAUCACCGUCGCCAAGGACCGGGUGUUCGCUUCGGUGACGGAGGAGGUGGUGAUGGAGUGUAAGGUGCUGGCUCACCCUCCAGCAGACGUCGCCUGGUUCAAGGGCGACUCACCCAUCCUGGGGAGUGCCAAUAUGAGGCUGAAGACGGAGACCCUGGAAGAUGGUCUAGUGGUGUCGAGCCUGGCGGUGAACCAGGUCUCCCCCGAGGAUGUGGGCACCUACACCUGCCGCGCCCUCAACACCAUCGGCACUACGGAAAAAGACAUCGCCUUGAUGACCAAGUCCCCGCCGCUGAUCCUUAAGCAGUCUGGCAGGGAGGUGUUUUACGACAAUGAGAGGAGCCGCCUGCGGGACGCCCUGCCAGUCGUCCUCGAGUGUGAGGCUGACGGCGCCCCGAGCCCAAAGUACCGCUGGACCAAGGACGACAAGGCUUUCAUCUGGCAGGCUGACCCGCGCAUCAGCAUGGAGGAAGGCACUGGGAACCUCCUCAUCAGCGACCCCACCAUGGACGACAAUGGUUUAUACCAAUGCUUCGCCUACAACGAUCUGGGCACCGCCGUCUCCAACCCCAUCUACCUCUUAAACAUAACCAGAAUCGAGUUCGCAAAUGACAAAGAUGAAAGCGACACGUACAACGUCGAGGCUGAGUUGGGCCGACCCUUUAAGCUCUCCUGCCCAGAGGCGUAUGGUUACCCGACGCCCAGCUUAAGCUGGGUCAAGGCUAUCCAGCAUGAAACCCAGAUCGAACUGGUGUUCUUAAGCGACGAUCGAAUCAUCGCGGGUCCCAACGGUAGCCUGUGGUUCACUCACGUCACUCAGGCCGACGACACGCGCCUCAACAACUUCCAGUACAUCUGCCUCGCCAACACCUCUUUUGCGCCGUACGACUACUCGAUGGCCUCCGUGAUCGAGCUCACAGUGAAGGAUCCUGCCGACGGCGCUCACAACCUGCAGGAGGAGGCGCUCAACGUCGAGAGCUUCCCUAUGUACACUUCGCCCGCCACCGUUCAGUUCAUCGCUGGUCGGGAGAAUAAACUCUACUGCAUCUACGGUGGAGAACCGGUGCCCGAGGUGUCGUGGCGGAGGAAGGACGGGCGGGAGAUCAACUCCACACACUUCAGCAUCAAGAACUCCGGCAGCACCCUCAUCUUCCUCGACACUAAGGUGGACGACGCAGGGGUGUACGAAUGCGCGGCCACCAACGGCGUCGGUCGGGUCAAGUCUUCAGCGAUGACGGUGACGGUGGUCCAGGUCCCCACCUUCGUCAGGAAGAUGGCGUCGCUGACGGUGGAGGAAGGCGCCACUAUCGACUUUCACUGCGAAGUUGAGGCCAGCGACAACGUCACUUUGUUGUGGCUGUAUAACGGUCGCCCGCUUCCCCUUACCGGUGGUUCUGUCCGGCGGACAGUUGACGGGAGCCGGCUGACCCUCACAGACGUCACCACCAACGACAUGGGCAACUACGCCUGCAACGCGACCACAGCCACGGCCUCCGUCUACGACCAGGCUACGCUCACCGUCAUGCCUGCUGGGGGCUUCUCGAGGACACGGGGCGGGGCGUCCUGUGAGGGCCUGACGGAACUGCGAGCAGAAGUCGCACAGCUGAAAGACACCCUCCAGGCGAUAUACUCCGUGGUCAAGGAGCAGCAGGAGCUGGCACAGGGCACCCGGGACAUCUUGACCAAGGUGGCAGACAAGCUCCAGGUCCCCGUCACCAGGACAGACGGUGCCUCGGAGGGUGGUGAUAACGCGGCCACUACGGAGGAAGGAGAAGGGGAGGGAGUUGAACCACCACUUGAGGUGGAGGAUCAGACAGCCACUACACUCACCCCUUAGACUCGCGUGUCUACACUCCAUACUAAAAUAUCUUAGGUUAUUGUUGAUAGUUUGCGCAUGUUUUUAAAGUGUGUGUGUGCGUGUGUGCGUGUGUGGGUGUGUGUGUGUGUGUGUGUGUGUGUGUGUGUGUGUGUGUGUGUGUGUGUGUGUGUGUGUGUGUG
Messenger RNA from Procambarus clarkii (red swamp crayfish), 3059 nucleotides. RefSeq names its product hemicentin-1. The record is from RefSeq and is a predicted model, not a curated record. NCBI's taxonomy places the organism in Eukaryota, Metazoa, Arthropoda, Malacostraca, Decapoda, Cambaridae.